CUUCAGCUGAACAACGUGGAGAUGCUGUGGCGCUGCUUCGCCGUCUGUCUGCUGCUGGUGGUGGCAGCGAGUGCUGUCCCGCUGGAGCUGUCGGGUCUGGCCGACGAGGAGGAGGCGGUGCAGCCAGUGGACGCUGGAGAGCCUGACCCUGCGGGAGCAGAGGAAUCGGGCGAGGCCUCUGGCGAGGCGGCGGGUGGCGCCUCCUCAGAGAUCGCCAGCUUCCUCACCGAGAGCCUCACGGAGCUGGGACACAUGUUCUUCGGCACGCCCAGCAACGAGACAGGUAAGAAGGUGUCGUCGUGGAGCAGCGAGAGCGGACACAACCCAGAAGAGGUGGGCGAGUACUUCCAGGGCGACAUCAUCCAGCCCAUGUCGAGGAACGGCAUCCGGGCCAAGGGCGCCCGCUGGCCGCAUGGCGUUGUCCACUACCAGAUCAGCCCCGGCUUCAGUGAUGAAGCAAUGGCGAACAUCAAGGGCGCGAUGCGCGCCUACCACAAGCUGACGUGCGUUCGCUUCCGGCCGUACACGGGGCGCGAGACGGACUACAUCUACAUCACGCACGGCAACACGGGCUGCUGGUCGAGCGUGGGGCGGCUGGGCGGAGCGCAGGAGGUCAACCUGCAGGACCCGGGCUGCACCGGCACGCUGGGCACGCCGGCGCACGAGCUCAUGCACGCGCUCGGCUUCCUGCACGAGCAGAACCGCUACGAGCGCGACAAGUACGUCACCAUCAACUGGCAGAACAUCGAGCCAGGUCGCGAGCUGAACUUCAAGAAGUCGACGAAAGAGGAAACCUUCGCUUAUGGAGUGAAGUACGACUACAACAGUGUCAUGCACUAUUCUGCGAAUGCCUUCUCCAUCAAUGGGCAGCCCACGAUCGUGCCAGCAGAGAGCAAGGCGAAGCUGGGUCAGCGUAAAGGUCUGAGCAAGGGCGACCUACGUAAGAUCAACGGCAUGUACAAGAAGGAGUGUCAGAAGCGCAAGUCAUCCAAGGCUUAAUCUGGGGAAAACUUCUACGUGCGGGCAACUGGGUCCGUUCCAUUCCACGUGGAUCAUCUGAGCAGCCCAACAGCCUUUCAAGCUGUUGUCUCGUCGGCGUUAAAGACUGCGCCUUCACGUCGCAUAUUAUGUUAGAUGUCUCUCUAAUCAUUUUGUUGCUUUCCAGACUGUUAGGGGAUACACAUAAAUGGAACAGUUGCAGUACAGUGUAAUCACAUCUGUAACUGUCUCUAAAACAGAGCAGACGCCUUUACCACAUUAUCUUUGCGUUUUGUGACAGUGUUACCUAUGUGAGAAAACUAUAAAACGAAGUUCGAAUAAUUGACUGCAGCGAGUGUGCAGAAUGCUUGAGACUGUUACUCACCACAAGCAUUUAAACGAGACAUAUUUACACAACAUGGAUGUGUUACUGAUCGUUGUGAUUCUUCGGUAGGGCCUGUCACGUUCGUUGAAAUAUCAGUUAAUUUGCAUCUAUCUUAUUAUUUUUUUUAUUUUGCGUUUCAAGGAUUGAUACCGGGUGAAUCGACUGCGAAAUGGCUCAAUGAGUUUCGUGAGAGGCGAGACGCAAGUCCACAUCAUUGUUGGUCCAUAAUGUGUGUGUUAUAAUUAAUCUACUUUGUAUAAAACAUCUACAGCUUAUCUUAC
Messenger RNA from Schistocerca cancellata (South American locust), 1644 nucleotides. Its product is annotated as hatching enzyme 1.2-like. Gene Ontology annotation, molecular function: zinc ion binding; metalloendopeptidase activity. The record is from RefSeq and is a predicted model, not a curated record. Gene Ontology annotation, biological process: proteolysis. The transcript has 6 exons. The coding region runs from base 22 to 999 and encodes 325 amino acids. Lineage: Eukaryota; Metazoa; Arthropoda; Insecta; Orthoptera; Acrididae.